Molecule: messenger RNA, 417 nt
Organism: Penicillium canescens
Lineage: Eukaryota; Fungi; Ascomycota; Eurotiomycetes; Eurotiales; Aspergillaceae
Exons: 1
Coding region: 1-417 (138 amino acids)
Source: RefSeq, a predicted model, not a curated record
AUGGAAGACAUCAAAAGAAAGGGCCUCGAAGAUGUGGUUUUCGAUGCCAUUGCCCUUCAAGAGCUUAGCGCUCAAUAUCAAGCCCAGAAUGGCCAUGGCAAUAUGAAUGAUGCCUUCCUAGUGGAUCUUGCGGUAUUGGAGACUGGUAUACUACGGGUUUUGGGCAAAUAUGGGACUCUAAAUUUCGUUCCUCUGAGCAGCGAUGAUCCGAUUAUUUUGCAACAACCAGCAGAAGGUCUCGACUCAAAGAAAGCUCUUUGCUAUCAGCGCCUACAUUCAAAAUACUCACAGGAGUAUGUAAAAAGGCGGCGCCUUACCGAAGUUUUGGAUGUUGAGAUGAACAAACUUUGGACUGACUGGUAUGAUGGCUGUCUUAGAGAAAUUGGUAAUCGCCUUAGAAAGCUCGGUUAUUGUUGA